AUGGGUCUUGGAGUCCAAGAAGACAAGAAGCUGGACCACGUCCCGGGAACGGUCCUGCUGAACGAUGAAGCCGCCCACUCAGAAGCCGUCACGUCGGGGCUCAAGCACGGCAGAGGCCGCGAUGCCCAUAUCGUGCUGUCGCCUCAGCCCAGCGAAGACCCCAACGAUCCCUUGAACUGGUCACUGUGGAAAAAAGAAAUCAUCAUCGCCAUCCUCUGCUUCGGGUCGAUGCUGAAUGCCGGCACCAAUGGACCUUUCCUCAACGCGUCGUACUUCGAAAUGGCCCAAGAUCUGAACACGAAUAUCACGACUGUCGUCUUGGUCUCUGGAUAUAACCUCUUGGCUGCAGGAUGUAUUGGCCCAUUCGUCUCCGCCUUCAGUCGCAAAUACGGCAAAAGACCCGUCUUCCUCGUCUCGACGCUCUUCGACAUUGUCGGCACCGCCAUCGGCGAGGCCAAGAUCUCGUACAAAUAUCUCCUCGCCGCCCGCAUCGUUCAAGGAUUUUCGACCUCCGCCUUUGAAUCCCUCAUCGUGGCCACCGUCGGCGACAUGUACUUUGUGCACCAGCGCGGGCUACGCAUCUCGAUCAUCAACUUCAUCCUCAACUCGGCCUCCAGCCUGGCGUCGGUCAUCUGCGGUCAGGUCUUCCAAAAGCUGGGCUGGCUGUGGCUGUUCCACAUGUUCCAGAUCUUCCUGGUCGUGCAGUUCGUGCUCAUGUUCCUCUUCUGCCCCGAGACGACCUACAUCCGCGACACGCGCUACAACACCGACACCGCCGUGGACGAGAAGCUCCAGGACCUGGCCGUCAUCGAGGCCACGCACAAGGAAAUGGUGGGCGAGCCGGGCCAGGGCGAACGCACCGACAUUCCCAAGAAGAAGACGUUCGUGCAGGAGCUAGCCGUCUGGACCGGGGUCUACUCGCACGACAACGUCCUGAAAUUCCUCCUCGGCCCGUUCUUGACGCUUCUCAACCCGGCCGCCUGCUAUGCCAUCAUCGCCUCUGGCGUGCUCAACAGCUGGUAUGUCGGUUCCGCGAUCAUCUUGUCCGGCAUCUUCUCCGGUCCGCCCUGGAAUUUCAAUGCCUCUCAGAUCGGUUACGUCGGAUUCGGUCCCUUCAUCGGCGGAUUGAUCGGGUCGAUCAUCACCGGCGUCACGAGCGACUAUGUGAUCAAAUGGCUGGGUCAGAAGAACAAGGGAGUCUACGAGCCCGAGUUCCGUCUUGUCUUCAUGGCCCCCGCCGGAGUCGCCUGUGGCCUCGGAAUGUUCCUGUUCGGCUAUACUCUCGCGGUGGGCUCUGCCGCCGUGCUGUGCGCGUUCCUGCAGGGCGUCAUGAUGGUGGGCGUGUUGAUCGGUAUCUUUGCGACGCUCUCGUAUGGCCUGGACUCGUUCCGAGAACAGAGCAAUGAGAUCUUUGUCAUGAACAUGCUGUUCAAGAACUUCAUGUUCUACGGCCUCUCCAACUACGCCAACAACUGGGUCGCAGACCACGGGCCCGAACAGAUCAUGUACGUGUUCGGCGGCACCUCGAUCUUCCUCUCCCUCCUGGCUAUCCCGGUGUACAUCUUCGGCAAGCGCCUGCGAAGCUGGUGGGCGCGGCACGACCUGUUCAAGACGUUGAAGAUGGAGACGCACGGCCCGGUGGGUGAGAUGGGCUAA
Fonsecaea erecta is the source of this 1656-nucleotide messenger RNA. RefSeq lists its product as hypothetical. The record is from RefSeq and is a predicted model, not a curated record. The transcript is spliced from 8 exons. Gene Ontology annotation, biological process: transmembrane transport. The coding region runs from base 1 to 1656 and encodes 551 amino acids. Gene Ontology annotation, molecular function: transmembrane transporter activity. Lineage: Eukaryota; Fungi; Ascomycota; Eurotiomycetes; Chaetothyriales; Herpotrichiellaceae.